Molecule: messenger RNA, 3513 nt
Organism: Zygosaccharomyces rouxii
Lineage: Eukaryota; Fungi; Ascomycota; Saccharomycetes; Saccharomycetales; Saccharomycetaceae
Gene: SMC2
Product: condensin subunit SMC2
Exons: 1
Coding region: 1-3513 (1170 amino acids)
Biological process (GO): chromosome organization
Cellular component (GO): chromosome
Molecular function (GO): protein binding; ATP hydrolysis activity; ATP binding
Source: RefSeq, a predicted model, not a curated record
AUGAAGAUUGAAGAGCUAAUUAUCGAUGGAUUUAAAUCCUAUGCGACUAGAACAGUUAUAUCUGAUUGGGAUCCUCAAUUCAAUGCAAUCACGGGUUUAAAUGGUUCCGGGAAAUCCAAUGUCUUGGAUGCAAUCUGCUUUGUUUUAGGUAUUGCAUCGAUGUCGACCGUCAGGGCAUCAUCAUUGCAAGAUCUUAUCUAUAAGAGAGGUCAAGCGGGUGUAACCAAGGCAAGCGUUACGAUUGUAUUCAGUAAUUUAGAUCCCAAAUGCUCACCGAUAGGGUUUGAAAACUCUCCAAAAUUAUCUGUCACUAGGCAGAUCAUAUUAGGAGGAACUUCCAAAUACUUGAUCAAUGGGCAUAGAGCUCCACAGCAAUCUGUACUACAAUUAUUUCAAUCGGUGCAAUUAAACAUUAACAAUCCAAAUUUUCUCAUUAUGCAGGGUAAAAUUACCAAAGUCUUGAAUAUGAAACCUUCAGAGAUUUUAUCAUUGAUAGAAGAAGCAGCAGGUACCAAGAUGUUUGAAGAUAGAAAGGGAAAGGCAGAACGUACUAUGGGUAAAAAGGAAUUGAAAUUAAAGGAGAACAGAACUCUAUUGCAAGAGGAAAUCGAACCACAGUUGGAGAAGCUGCGAAAUGAAAAGAGAAUUUUCCUAGAGUUUCAAGAAAUUCAAACCGAUUUAGAGAAAAUACAAAGAAUAGUUCUAGCUUAUGAAUAUCAUUCUUUGGUUGGCAAACAAAGUUCGAUCAAGGAAACAUUGGAUACAGGUGAAAGCCGUAUGGCUGAGCUUCACGGUUUGAUUAGCAAGACAGGAGAAGAAGUAAUGCAUUUGACUGAAGACCUAAAUCGGAUCAAUUAUGAAAAACAAAAGGAAUUGGACAGUGAUGGAAAAUUAGGAAAGUUGGAAAAACAAGAAAGUACUCUUAUGAAUAAUUUAUCAAGGCUUCGUGCAUCGUUUGACAUCUGUGUGGAAAACAUUAAUGAGACCGCGAAGAAUUUGGAAUCUACGAAGGCAAAUAUCAAAACCAACAAAGGGAAAUUAGAAGAAAAAUCCGAAGCCUGGAAGAAUAUGGAAGCAGAAUACCGGCACCUCAACAAGAAGGGGAAGGAGUUAAAAGAGUCACACAGUAAAAAAUCAGAGCUGUUGUCCACUCUUCAGACGGGUAUUUCCUCUGUCGGUACCACAGGUGGUGGUUAUACUGAACAGUUAGCCGCUACGAAGGGAAAUUUACAAGAGGCUGAAAUUGUUGUACAAAAAUCUCGUUUGAAAAUUGAGCAUUUGAAUAAGGAACUGCAUGCCAAUAAACCUAAAUUGGAAAAGGCCAGGAUGGAUAACGAAGAAGGUUUGAACCAGAUCAAAAAGCACAAAUCAAUUCAGGAUACAUUUACAGAGGAAUUGAAUAGAUAUGGUUACGAUCCAUCUGUUGUAAAGGAAUUGAGACAAAAAGAAUAUUCUAUGCGACAAGAAUUACACAACGUGGGGAGAGAAACAGAAUAUCUACGAAGAAGUGUGGCUAACAUUGAAUUCAACUAUACAAUGCCUAGCGAGAAAUUUGAUCCAAAUUCAGUCAAGGGUGUUGCAGCCCAACUUUUCACUCUAAGUGAAAAUAAUUACGAUAGUGCAUUGGCACUUCAAGUUUGUGCAGGUGGUCGACUAUUCAACGUAAUUGUGGAUGAUCAAAAUACGGCUUCACAGUUAUUGGAAAGGGGUAAAUUGAGGAAGCGUGUCACAAUAAUUCCUCUUAACAAAAUUGCGACUAGGGUUAUAAAUUCAGAAAGUCUAAAAUUAGCGAAACAACUGGCACCAGGUAAGGUUCAACUGGCACUUAACCUAGUUGGUUACGAAGAAGAGGUAUCCAAAGCGAUGGAGUACAUUUUCGGUAAUAGUUUGGUUUGCAAUGAUGCCGAAACUGCCAAGAGAUUAACUUUCCACCCUCAAAUACGCACCAGAAGUAUCACUCAACAGGGUGAUGUUUAUGAUCCAGAAGGUACUUUAUCAGGGGGAAGUCGCAACAAUAAGAGUACUUUGUUAGUUGAUAUACAAAAGUAUAACUCGGCGGCUAAGAGAAUGAAAGUUUUGGAAGAUGAGUUACUUGUAAUUUCUAACAAACUGAAAGAACAAGAAUCGGCAUCCGCCAAAACCAAAGAAAUACAGAAUAAGCUGAAUCUGGUUUCUCAUAAAUUAAGCAUCUUCCAAAGAACCUUGAAUGAAAAUCCUGCGACUCAAAUUAUCAAGAGGAAUGAUGAUUUAACGAGGCAGAUUAGGGAGUGUGAGGAAGAAAUAGAGCAAAAGCAAUCGUAUAUGUCACAAUUACAGGAUGAAAUUCGAAAAAUUCAAGACGACAUGGAGGAAUUCAAUAACGAUAAGGGAACUAAAUUGGAGAAACUAAAGAAGGAAAUUGACAGUCUUACCAAAGAAAUUGGAAAACUUGAUAGCAUAACAGAUAAAAAAUAUGAUCUCUACCAGAACUUGCAGCUGGAGACUGAGCAGUUAACUUCUGAGAUCUCCUCAGAUGAAGACGCUCUAGAACAUAUGAAUACCUCUCUCGACAAUUUUCAGAACCAAAAGAAAAGCUUGAUUGCUGAACUUGAACAUGCGGAGCAUACACUAGCGGAUGUGCAUUCCGAAGUUGAUGAGGAGAAGAAACGUUUGGUUGAUAUUGAUGAAGAACUAAAAGAAUUAAACGGCCUUAUCCAUGCUAAAGCAGAAAAGAAAUCUUCCCUGGAGUUAGAAUUGCAGCAAUUGAAAAAUGAUAUUACUAAAUUUCAAAACAGUACUAGUGGCAUUGAACAAAGUAUAAGUCAACUUCUUGAAGGUCAUAGCUGGCUUAUGGAUGAAGCAGUAGUAUCAGGUAUCAUACAACAAAAUCCGAAUAUCAAUUUGCACCGAUAUAGAGAUCGCGAAGGGUUCUUAAAAGAGAGAUAUGAUAACUUGAAGAGAAAAGUUAAUAUCAAUAUCAUGAGCAUGAUAGAAAAUGUGGAGAAAAAGGAGACUGCAUUGAAAACAAUGAUUCGAACAAUUGAAAAGGAUAAGGAAAAGAUCCAAGAAACUAUCUUCAAGUUGAACGAAUACAAGAAAGAAACACUAGUAAAUACAUGGAAGAAAGUUACAGUUGAUUUUGGUGAAGUGGUAGCAGAUUUAUUACCUAAUGCUUUUGCAAAGUUAGUACCAUGUGAGGGAAAAGAAGUUACUGAGGGACUUGAAGUUAAAGUUAAAUUGGGAGGAAUUUGGAAAGAAAGUUUGGUGGAAUUAUCUGGUGGUCAAAGAUCACUUAUUGCACUUUCACUAAUUAUGGCCCUUUUGCAAUUUAGACCGGCUCCAAUGUACAUCCUAGAUGAAGUAGAUGCGGCCUUGGAUUUGAGUCAUACUCAAAAUAUCGGGCAUCUCAUCAAGACGAGAUUUAAGGGAUCUCAAUUUAUCGUCGUAUCUUUGAAGGAAGGUAUGUUCUCCAAUGCGAAUAGAGUGUUCAGGACGAGAUUCCAAGACGGUACUUCCGUAGUUAGCAUUAUGUAA